Molecule: messenger RNA, 2025 nt
Organism: Drosophila busckii
Lineage: Eukaryota; Metazoa; Arthropoda; Insecta; Diptera; Drosophilidae
Product: thiamine transporter 1
Exons: 5
Coding region: 556-1920 (454 amino acids)
Biological process (GO): vitamin transport; transmembrane transport
Cellular component (GO): plasma membrane
Molecular function (GO): vitamin transmembrane transporter activity
Source: RefSeq, a predicted model, not a curated record
UGUUGUGUCUGUUUAAAUGGUUCAAUUCAGUCGUGCGAUAUAAAUAGAACUAUGGGAAAGUGGCAGCUGCUAAUAGAGUGUAGCGUAUUUGCUAAUCAAGUUGAUCGAAUAAGUUCGCAUUCUUCUACGUAAGCACACAUACACACGCGUUAUAUCGGCGUGUAGUGCGCUGACAUUCAAAACGCUUGUAGUAUAUUGCAAGCCGGCAAAUUGACUGCCUCGUCGAAGCGAACAUAACUUGUACAUAUUGAAUUAUCUAAGAGCCAAAUAAAAAAGCAAUCACUGUGCGCUACGGUAUAUUAAUGUGUGAGAUAAUAGCUGCUAGACAAGCUAUAGUCGCCUAAUAAAUCCAUAAAACGAUAAGAUUAAGUGCGCCCACUUGAUGGUUCUAAGAAGCCUCAAUCGAGCAGCUAAAAUUAAAUAAUUUAUUAAAAACAUGCAGCACAUUGCAAAUCCAGACGCAGCCUCAACACAAAACAGCUGACAACCUAGCUCAACAAUAGCGGCAUAUAUUAGGUAAGCUGACUACGUAGCGUUACGUGAAACGGUUACAAUAUGAAAGAAUGGCUCAAGAUCUCAUGUCUACUGUGUGUAUUUGGAUUUAUGCGAGAAAUUCGACCAUCAGAACCGUAUGUAACCGAAUAUUUGCUGGGACCUUGGCGCAACAUAACAGAAGAGCAACUUACUCGCGAUGUUUACCCCGUGGGCACUUACUCGCAUCUGGUGCAAUUGGUUUUUGUAUUUCUCAUUACAGACCUUUUGCGUUACAAGCCAUUGAUCAUUACCAUCGGUGCUGCUGGCGUCAUAAUAUGGAGCAUGCUAAUUUGGACAACUAGUCUGCUGGGCUUGCAGAUCUUAGAGUUCUUCUAUGGUACUUAUAUGGCCGCUGAGGUGGCUUACUACACAUAUAUCUAUGCUAAGGUUGAUAAGAAGUAUUAUCCACGCGUCACAUCGCACACCAGAGCGGCCAUGUUUGCUGGCAAGCUCAUCUCUGGUGUUGUAUCUCAACUUAUGAUCAAUUUGGAGCUAAUGAAUUAUAAGCAGCUUAAUUAUAUUACAUUGUCCACACAAAUUUUGGCAAUGGUAUGGGCCUUUGGACUGCCCAAGGUGGACAAGAGCUUGUACUUUCAUCGAGAAGCAUAUCUUAGAGAUUCCCUGCCCGCUACAACUAAAAUCAAUCAACCUCAACUGGAGCCCGGCAUGAUAGUCGAAGCUGAAGCAAUAAGCCAGCCAGAGAGUACUUUGAAAGAGACUAGCGCUGGUCGGCUGUUGUGGCAGCAUUUUUACAAUGCUUACACCAAUCCACGCGUUGUGCAAUGGAGCUUAUGGUAUGCUAUUGGAUUUGCUGGUUAUCUGCAGGUCAGCUACUACAUGCAAAUUUUAUGGAAGGACAUUGAGCCGAAUCCAGUAAUUGCCUGGAAUGGUGCUGUGGAUGCUGUACUUACGGCCUUAGCGGCAUUAUCUGCGUUAGCUGCAGGCUAUCUACACACAGGUCUUAUGAGGCCACGUUUAAGUUUGCUUGUACUCUCCGUGCUCUCAGCCUUGGAGGGAGGCAGUGUUUUACUUUGCUGCUGGACUAAUAAUAUUUACUAUUCGUAUGUUGGUUUUAUAAUUUUCGGUGCACUUUACGGAUUUACUAUUACUGUGGCCAGCGCUGAGGUUGCACGCAAUUUGCAGGAGGAGAGCUUCGGUUUGGUCUUUGGUAUCAAUACAUUGCUUGCCUUGGUCUUCCAAUCACUGCUCACCAUUAUUGUGGUCACAGAGACGGGCUUCGGACUUGACACAGUGGGUCAAUAUACGGUGUACGCUUUUUAUUUUAUUGCCGUAGCUGUUAUUUAUUUUAUAUCUGUUGUGGUGGAACAUGUCUGGCAGCGUGGCAAGUCCAGUGAAAAUUUGGCCAACAGCAUGGAUGAAACCUGAGUAUGUUGUACUUAAUCAAUCAUAUAAAGAUUGUUUAUACACUUGUAUAUAGAGUUAUAAGGAACUGUUGGAGACUUAAUUGGAUCUUAGUUAAUAAAAAAUGUA